Molecule: messenger RNA, 1395 nt
Organism: Malania oleifera
Lineage: Eukaryota; Viridiplantae; Streptophyta; Magnoliopsida; Santalales; Ximeniaceae
Product: mitochondrial import inner membrane translocase subunit TIM17-2-like
Exons: 2
Coding region: 133-816 (227 amino acids)
Biological process (GO): protein import into mitochondrial matrix
Cellular component (GO): mitochondrial inner membrane; TIM23 mitochondrial import inner membrane translocase complex
Molecular function (GO): transmembrane protein transporter activity
Source: RefSeq, a predicted model, not a curated record
GAUAUUUCGAAGCACAUACGCCCCCGUCUUCAGCCGUCUUCAGAGUCGCAGCCUCUCUUCCACGCUAAAACAAACCCUAGCCCCGUCUCUCUCUCUCUCUCUCUCUCUCUCUCUCUCUCUCUCUCUCUCCAGAUGGGAACGCCGGAAACGUCCCGGGAACCAUGCCCAGACCGUAUUCUCGACGACAUCGGAGGCGCCUUUGGGAUGGGAGCCGUCGGCGGAUCGGCCUUCCAUUUCCUUAAAGGCGUGUACAACUCCCCAAAGGGCGAGCGGCUGCUCGGAGGCACGCAAGCCGUGCGGAUGAACGCUCCACGUGUCGGCGGCAGCUUCGCCGUGUGGGGAGGACUCUUCUCGGCCUUCGACUGCACCAUGGUCUACGUCCGGCAGAAGGAAGACCCCUGGAACUCGAUCAUUGCCGGUGCCGCCACUGGCGGCUUCCUGCAGAUGCGCCAGGGUUUCGGUGCCGCCUCCCGCUCCGCCGUAUUCGGCGGCGUCUUGCUCGCUCUCAUCGAAGGUGCCGGGAUCAUGCUUAAUAAGGUCCUCAGUGCCCCUCAGAACAUGCCCGUCAUGAUCGAAGAGCCUACCCCCGGUACUGUGGGUGGACCGGGAUUUCAGAUGCCGGGGCGCUCGCAACCGGCUCCUCUGCCGCCAGCUAUGUCAUCAACAACUGAAACAUCACCCUCUUCACCGUCAUCAGCAUCGUGGUUUGGAGGGUGGUUUGGUGGUGGGAAGAAGCAAGACAGUGAUGGGGGAAGCAAGACGGAGGUCUUGGAAAGCUUUGAUUCGCCGCCAAUUCCAACUUUUGAGUACAAGUGAACUGGAUUUUUGAGAUUGUGUCUGUGCUAAUCCCUUCCUUACUCAGACCCUUGAUCUUUCUGGUCAGUCUCUGGUCAUUUAUUGUCACAGCAAAGGUUGGAUGUGAUAUCAUCUCACUGCUAAUCCUUUGCACACUUUUUUGAGUCACAAGGCCUUCCAUGUUGAAGAUUGGGGACUACCAGAUAGGCUACAAGAUCAUUUGAGUGGGAAAACUUGUAAAUAGACUCAUAUGACUUGUUUGGUUUUAGUUUUCAUUUGGAAUUUUUUAACGUAGUGCCUUAUGAAGUCAUAAACCCUAUGGAAAAAAAAUUCAAAUUUAUACCAAAUUAAUUUGGUAUAAAUAAAGUUGCAUGAUGUUGACCAGGCUGAUUUUGGUUUGAAACAAGGAGUAUGGAAGACUCUUUUUCCAUUUUAAUAUUGUUUUAACUCUAUGAAGGGGUGUUCUCUAUUUGUACAUGUUCUCAAGUGUACCCCCUUUUAUUUUCUCUUUCGAAAUGUAAUAUACCUCUUAACAGUGGGUAUCCUUAACAAUCUGGACAGUUGUGUUCACAACUUUAUGACCUGUUCUCUAUUCUCAAA